This is a messenger RNA of Racocetra persica, 173 nucleotides long. The record is from the annotation of a GenBank genome assembly. NCBI's taxonomy places the organism in Eukaryota, Fungi, Glomeromycota, Glomeromycetes, Diversisporales, Gigasporaceae.
AACAAUCUAUUGAUCAAGAAAUAAUAGAAGAUUCAUCAGAUAAAGAAGAUGAUGAAUUGUUAGUAAACCUUGAUAAUGAUGAUUUUGAGCCUAAAAAUCUUCAAAGAGCAAUAUUAGAUAAUGCUUUAAAUUCUAUUAAAAGUGUAAAUAAACUGGAAUAUAUAGUAGAGUAG